Messenger RNA from Neofelis nebulosa (Clouded leopard), 2188 nucleotides. It is a transcript of the gene GPC2, whose product is annotated as glypican 2. Gene Ontology annotation, cellular component: extracellular region; plasma membrane; cell surface. The transcript has 11 exons. The record is from RefSeq and is a predicted model, not a curated record. Gene Ontology annotation, biological process: smoothened signaling pathway; regulation of signal transduction; regulation of protein localization to membrane. NCBI's taxonomy places the organism in Eukaryota, Metazoa, Chordata, Mammalia, Carnivora, Felidae. Bases 28 to 1881 code for a protein of 617 amino acids.
GGCUCCCAGCUCCCAUUGUCUCCGCAGAUGCCGCUUGGUCCUGCUAUCGUGCUCGGUGUUCAGUUUUCUGAAGACACACUUUGCAGAACCAGGGCUGCAGCAGCUAUGUUCGCUCUGCCACCUCUUCUGCUUUUGCUGCUGUCUCUGUGCCCCGGUCCUGGUCCUGGACCCGGGAGUGAGGCAAAGGUCACCCGGAGUUGCACUGAGACCCGGCAGGUGCUGGGGGCUCGGGGAUAUAGCUUAAGCCUACUCCCUCCCGCAGUGAUCUCAGGUGAGCACCUUCGGAUCUGUCCCCAGGAGUACACCUGCUGUUCCAGUGAGAUAGAGCAGAGGCUGACUUGGGAGACUGAGGCCACCUUCAGAGGCCUGGUGGAGGAGAGCGGCUCAUUCCUGGUUCACACACUGGCUGCCCGGCACAGAAAAUUUGAUGAGGUUUUUCGGGAGAUGCUCUCGUCAUCUGAGCACUCUCUGGCCCUGCUCUUCCACCGCUCCUACGGCCACCUGUAUUCCCAGCACGCCCCUGUAUUCACUGGCUUGUUCUCUCGGCUGCGGGACUACUAUGAGAGGUCCGGUGAGGGGUUAGAGGACGCUUUGGUGGAUUUCUGGGCACAGCUCCUGGAGAAAAUGUUCCCCCUGCUGCAUCCACACUACAUCUUCUCCCCCGACUACCUGUUUUGCCUCACUCGCCUCGCCUCCUCUCCUGAUGACUCUCUGAAGCCUUUUGGGGAGGCACCCCGCCGCCUCCGCCUGCAGAUAACCCGGGCCCUGGUGGCUGCCCGGGCCUUUAUCCAGGGCCUGGAAACCGGAAGAGAUGUGGUCAGCGAAACACUUAAGAUGCCGUUGUCCGAAGGCUGUAGGCAGGCUGUGAUGCGUCUGACCGGCUGUCCUCUUUGUCGGGGUGUCCCCUCGCUGCCACCCUGCCGGGGCUUCUGCCUCAACGUGGCCCAUGGCUGUCUCAGCAGCCAGGGACUGGAUCCUGACUGGGGGGCCUAUCUGGAUGGUCUCCUGUUCCUGGCCGAGAAGCUCCAGGGCCCUUUUUCUUUUGAACUGGCAGCCCAGUCCAUUGGGGUGAAGAUCUCAGAGGGUUUGGUGUAUCUGCAGGAAAACAGUGCAGUGGUGUCAGCCCAGGUGUUUCGGGAAUGCGGGAAUCCCCAAAGGGCACCGUCCCGCGCCCGCCGAGCCCCAGCCCCCCGGGAGGAGGUGAGCCGCCUCUGGACCCCGGCGGCGGCGGCGGCGGCGGGGGCGGGGGCGGCGGGGACGGAGGAGGAGAGGCCCACGACGGCCGCAGGCACCAGCCUGAACCGCCUGGUGUGGGAGCUCCGCGAUCGGCUGGGCCGGGUGAGGGGCUUCUGGGCCGGGCUGGCCCUGACGGUAUGCGCGAACCCCCGCAUGGCGGCGGACAUCUCGCAGGAGGCGGCGCCCUGCUGGACAGGAGCUGGGCGGGGCCGGUAUUUGUCGCCUGUGGUCGCAAGUUCCCUGGAGCAGCUCGAAAACCCAGAGCUGGACCGUGAAUCCUUGAGAUCUGACGUCCAGACACGCAGGCGGCGGCUGCAGCUCCGGUUAGCCACGACCAGGAUGAGGGCGGCCGCCCUGGGACGUGACAUGGAACUGGAGGACUGGGAUGAGGAGGAGGAGGACGCCAGCGGUUCUGGAGAGGGACAGCACUAUGCAGAUGACUGGAUGGCUGGGGCAGCAGCUGUGGCCCCCCCAGCCCGGCUGCCUCGCCCUCCUCGAAGGGACACUUCUGGGGGCAAAGGAGGAGGUGUCCUUGUCCGCCACAACCAGGGCAGGAGCAGGACUGGGGGGACAUCUGUUGGUUUUCACACCCAACCCAUCCUCAUUCUCUUCCUCUCAGCCCUGGCCCUGCUUGGACCAAGAUAACAGGGGAAGGGUGCCCUAGCAUCAGAAGGGUUCAUGGCCCUUCCCCUCCUCCCCCUCUCCCUCAGCUGGGUCUGGGAAGGAGUCGAAGGGGGAUGCAGAGAGGUAGAGAAAGGGACUUUUUGGGUGAAUGGCUGGGGCCCCAAAUCCAGGAGAUUACCAUUGGUGGGUUGGGGGUGGGUGGGUGUUCAUAAUAUUUAUUUUUUCAUUUACAAUCUGGGGAGGAGGGGCUGGGGGUAUUUAUUUAGGAAGAAGGCGUGUGCUUUCCAAGCACACCUCUAUGUUGGGCAAGUUGUCAGCCCCAACAAAG